Alternaria ethzedia is the source of this 756-nucleotide messenger RNA. RefSeq lists its product as uncharacterized. Gene Ontology annotation, molecular function: cellulase activity. The transcript is spliced from 3 exons. Gene Ontology annotation, biological process: polysaccharide catabolic process. The coding region runs from base 1 to 756 and encodes 251 amino acids. The record is from RefSeq and is a predicted model, not a curated record. NCBI's taxonomy places the organism in Eukaryota, Fungi, Ascomycota, Dothideomycetes, Pleosporales, Pleosporaceae.
AUGUUGUUCUCCACUGCCGCUCUUCUUCUCCUCUCUUCGACUGCGCUCGCCGCGCCCGCUACCCUCCUACCCCGCGCCGCUCAGUGUGGCCAAUACCAAUCUCAGUCAUCCGGCCCAUACACGCUCUACACCAAUGGAUGGGGAUUCUCUUCCGGAACCGGCUCUCAGUGCUCUCAGAUUGACAGCUAUAGCAGCACAGCUGGCUUAGCCUGGUCAACAACAUGGUCAUGGUCUGGCACGCCCAACCAAGUCAAGAGCUACACAAAUGUCGAGACGGGCUUUACGAAGAAGCAAAUCGGUACUUACACAAGUAUGCCGACGACGUGGAAGUGGAGUUACACUGGAACCGAUCUGCGGGUCAAUGUGGCCUACGACACCUUCCUCGGCGCAUCAGCCAGCGGCACCAAUCUCUUCGAAGUCAUGGUCUGGCUCGGUGUCUACGGCGGCGUAUCACCCUUGUCCGCAAACGGAUAUCCAUUCACGCCCAUCGCGACCGUCACUAUUGGCGGUCAGAUCUUCGAUCUCGCAUACGGUCUAAACGGUUCGGUCAAGGUAUACAGUUUUGUUGCUCGUGGUGGACGGGCGACGAACUUCAGCGCCGACUUGAACCUGUUCUUCCAGUACUUGUUGGCAAACUACGGGAGCAAUGGUUUCACGAGUAGUUUGUAUCUGCAGGUCGUGCAGGCGGGUACGGAGGUGUUCACUGGAAGCAAUGCGAAGAUGACUACGACGGCGUACUCUAUCGCUAUUAACUAA